Aureobasidium namibiae CBS 147.97 is the source of this 738-nucleotide messenger RNA. RefSeq names its product phosphatidylserine synthase. The record is from RefSeq and is a predicted model, not a curated record. Gene Ontology annotation, cellular component: membrane. Lineage: Eukaryota; Fungi; Ascomycota; Dothideomycetes; Dothideales; Saccotheciaceae. The transcript has 4 exons. Gene Ontology annotation, biological process: phospholipid biosynthetic process. Gene Ontology annotation, molecular function: phosphotransferase activity, for other substituted phosphate groups. Bases 1 to 738 code for a protein of 245 amino acids.
AUGUCCCGCAGAGUCAACGCCUCGGUCGACGCCGCAAAAGAAGUCACCGCCAGUCCUCAUGCUGACAGAGAGACAGCCAUGGACAAGCAGAAGCGCUUGUUGGAGGAGUCUGACCCCGGUCACUUCUCCAUGAUCCGUGCUAUGCACCUUGCCGACUUGAUCACCCUCCUGAACGGUUUCUGCGGUAUCAACUCAGUAUUGUCCUCUCUCCGUUACUGCAUGGGCAACCCCAAUGAUCUCGGCAACCUCUGGGCCGCCUUGGCCUUCAUGCCCUUCGGCCUAUUCUUCGACUUUAUGGAUGGCAAGGUCGCCCGAUGGAGAAAGAAGAGCUCGCUCAUGGGCCAGGAACUCGAUUCGCUUGCUGAUUUGAUCUCCUUCUGUGUCUCCCCUGCCGUCGCAUCUGUCGCAAUUGGCAUGCGAACCCCCUUUGACCACUUCCUCCUCACCUCCUUCGCUCUCUGCGGUCUUCUACGUCUUGCUCGCUUCAACAUCACCACCGACAGCGUACCCAAGGAUGCCAAUGGCAAGGCCAAAUACUUCGAAGGUCUCCCUACUCCCACCUCUCUGGGCAUCGUCGCCUUGAUCUCCUACUGGGUCAGCCAGGGCUGGAUUCACAACCAGAUUCCUCUCGGUGUCGUUGCCCAAGGUUCGAUAUUCGAGUUCCACCCUGCCGCUCUCAUCUUCGUGGCCCAUGGUUGCCUCAUGAUCAGCAAGACCUUCCACGUCCCCAAGCCUUGA